Messenger RNA from Austrofundulus limnaeus, 1118 nucleotides. RefSeq lists its product as uncharacterized. Bases 79 to 786 code for a protein of 235 amino acids. The record is from RefSeq and is a predicted model, not a curated record. NCBI's taxonomy places the organism in Eukaryota, Metazoa, Chordata, Actinopteri, Cyprinodontiformes, Rivulidae. The transcript is spliced from 6 exons.
GCAGAAACAUAAUUGGUCAGUGGUAAAAAUAUAAAUCAGACCUCUAAGAGUCGGGAAAGAAGUCUGCACUGAGGAACCAUGAAGGUUUUGUGUGUGGCUGCUGUUGUGUUGAGCUUCAUCUCGGUGGGCCAGCCUGCGCCGCUGACCUGCGACACGCUGGUAAAACCUUUGGAGAAAGGUGGAGAAGUGUCUGGAAGAUGGUACUUCAUAGCUGCAUCAACAGAGAUCUGUUUGACUACAACAUUGUUGGACAGUUUUAUUUCGCCAAGUUUUGCAAUAGACAUUACUUCUAAAAACACACCCAACGUCUAUGAAGGCAUGACUAUGAUUAAAAUGUAUGGAUAUUGUGGCAAUGUAUCUGAGGCUUUUUUCUAUGAUAUCAACAAAACGUAUGAUGUCGACAGUGAGAAUGCCCCAACUGGUGAUCCGGACACAAUGCUGUACACUAGCUGCCCCGACUGCCUUGUUGUAAAGGAGAAAGACGUCAUUGACUCUCUUGUGCUCCUCAGUCGGAGACCAACUGUCACUGAUACAGAGCUGAAAGAGUUUGAGAAACAGGCUGAGUGUCUUGGUUGGGCCAAACCGCUGGUCUUUAACAYGGAUCAUGAAUAUGAUAACUGCCCAAACAUUCAUGAGGACAUGUCUGAUGACGAGGCUGAAAAGCUACUGACGGACUUCUUUCCCAAGAUGAUGGAAAGACUAAAAAAUACUCAUCAUAAAAUCCUCAGAUGUCUGGUAGACAUGGUUGUGUCCUAUGUGCCAGGGGGGCUCACCGUCCCCUUCUAAUCCUGAACUUCUCUGGUAUUUUCAUGUACCCUAUGGUCCACUCUUUCAGAAAAUGUGUGUUAACAGAAAAAUUUGGGUCUCACUGCCCAGUGACCCCUUUUUGACCACACCCCUUUUCUACUGAGACCAUCAAAAUUAGGGGUACAGAAAGCUUAAAUGCCAAUAACUAACCAACCAAAAUUUACAAACAUGGUAUCAAGAUUUGUACUGAUUAUUUCUUCCAUUUACACGGCAUUUCAUUAAGCAAAUUUGCGCUCAAUGAUGUCAUCAGGGGGUCAAAACAUCACAACCCCAACAGAAGAUGAAAAUUUUCAUGUUUUUAGUUUGUAACU